This is a messenger RNA of Lachancea meyersii CBS 8951, 828 nucleotides long. NCBI's taxonomy places the organism in Eukaryota, Fungi, Ascomycota, Saccharomycetes, Saccharomycetales, Saccharomycetaceae. The record is from the annotation of a GenBank genome assembly.
AUGGACAAUGCCUCUUUCAUAGCGUCUCUGCUGGCUGGGGCAGCCGCUGGUACCUCUACCGAUCUGGUUUUUUUUCCAAUUGACACGUUAAAAACUCGACUUCAAGCAGUUGGAGGGUUUUUCGCUAAUGGAGGAUAUUUCGGUGUGUACAGAGGCCUAGGAAGUGCAGUGGUCGCAAGCGCGCCCAGCGCUUCUUUGUUCUUCGUUACCUACGAUGGGAUGAAGUCUUUCUCACGUCCCACUUUCGACAGGCUCAUCCCCUCCAAUGACCAAAUGGCGGAAACAGCCACACACAUGUUUUCAUCCUCUGCUGGUGAAGUUGCAGCUUGUAUGGUGAGAGUCCCUGCAGAGGUGAUUAAGCAAAGGACUCAAACGCACCAAUCGGACUCUUCUUGGCAAACCUUAAAGAAAUUGUUGAAAAAUGAAAACGGGGAAGGCGUGAGGCGCAAUCUCUACCGCGGCUGGUCCACAACAAUCAUGAGGGAAAUCCCCUUCACCUGUAUUCAGUUCCCCCUUUACGAGUUUCUCAAGAAAAAAUGGGCGCUGGCGACUAACCGCGAUCAAGUUGCUCCAUGGCAAGGUGCGUUCUGUGGUUGCUUUGCAGGAGGUGUAGCCGCUGCGACCACCACACCAUUAGAUGUUCUCAAAACUAGAUUGAUGCUCAGCCAUAAAUCCGUCCCUGUCUUACGACUAGCCCGUCAGAUAUACACUCAGGAGUGCUGGAAAGUGUUUUUCAGUGGUGUAGGUCCCAGAACUUUAUGGAUAAGUGCCGGCGGUGCCAUUUUCUUGGGUGUGUACGAAAGUGUCCACUCCGUCCUUUCCCUGUGA